AUCUAGCCCUUCUUUACUCUAUCGUCGUUUACCCUUGGCGUAUUGUUGUGGAGGUGGAACCAGUGCUGGUAGCUCGUGGGGAAGAUGGCGGACGCUUUCGGGGAUGAGCUGUUCAGCGUGUUCGAAGACGAUGCCGCCUCCAGCUCUGGCUUGAAGGAAACAAAGGGGACACCCGAGGCAGCCACUUCAAGCAAGUUAGGAAAACAACGAGAUGGCAAAUCUGUGGCCUCUGCAAAAAUCCAAGCCAAAAAAAAACGUGAUGCAGAAUUUAAUAGUGCAGAUAUUACAGCUUUGGGGAAAAGACCAAAGUUGGAAGACUUCUCUACAGAUGAUCUUAAUUUGGCAGAUGUGAUGCCAAAAGUAAAAGUACAAGCUGUUGAAACAAUUGAAGGCUGUACACAUGAGGUUGCUCUUCCUGCAGAUAUGGACUUCGUAGCCCUGAAGGCAAGAACUGGAAAAGCUGCAAAGGAAUAUCCAUUCAUUCUUGAUGCUUUUCAAAGAGAAGCUAUUUUGUGUGUGGAUAAUAAUCAGUCUGUUUUAGUAUCCGCUCAUACCUCGGCAGGGAAAACUGUAUGUGCAGAGUAUGCCAUUGCUUUGGCUUUAAGAGAAAAACAGCGUGUGAUAUUUACCAGUCCUAUUAAAGCUCUUAGUAACCAAAAAUAUCGCGAGAUGUAUGAAGAAUUUCAAGAUGUUGGCUUGAUGACUGGGGAUGUCACCAUCAACCCUACGGCAUCUUGCCUUGUAAUGACCACAGAGAUCUUGAGAAGUAUGCUUUACAGAGGUUCUGAGGUUAUGCGUGAAGUUGCUUGGGUUAUAUUUGAUGAAAUUCAUUACAUGAGAAAUUCAGAACGUGGUGUGGUAUGGGAAGAAACCAUUAUUUUGCUCCCUGAUAACGUUCACUAUGUGUUUCUUUCUGCCACUAUUCCAAAUGCGCGUCAGUUUGCUGAAUGGAUAUGUCAUCUUCACAAACAGCCCUGCCAUGUGAUUUACACAGAUUACAGACCGACUCCUUUGCAACAUUAUAUUUUUCCAGCAGGGGGAGAUGGACUUCACCUUGUAGUUGAUGAAAAUGGUGAUUUUAGAGAAGAUAAUUUUAAUACGGCCAUGCAGGUACUUCGUGAUGCAGGUGAUUUAGCCAAAGGAGAUCAGAAAGGCAGAAAAGGAGGAACCAAAGGUCCCUCAAAUGUAUUUAAGAUUGUAAAGAUGAUCAUGGAAAGAAACUUCCAGCCAGUAAUUAUAUUCAGUUUCAGUAAGAAAGAUUGUGAAGCCUAUGCACUUCAGAUGACAAAACUGGAUUUCAACACAGAUGAAGAAAAAAGGAUGGUUGAGGAAGUGUUUAACAAUGCAAUUGAUUGUUUGUCUGAUGAAGACAAGAAGCUCCCACAAGUUGAACAUGUGCUUCCACUUUUAAAACGUGGUAUUGGAAUCCAUCAUGGAGGCUUACUUCCUAUUUUGAAGGAAACCAUCGAAAUUCUUUUCUCUGAAGGGCUGAUAAAAGCCUUAUUUGCUACAGAGACUUUUGCUAUGGGAAUAAACAUGCCAGCAAGGACAGUGCUAUUCACAAGUGCCCGGAAAUAUGAUGGGAAAGAUUUCCGAUGGAUUUCCUCAGGUGAAUACAUUCAGAUGUCUGGCCGUGCUGGCCGCCGAGGCAUGGAUGAUCGAGGAAUAGUCAUUUUAAUGGUGGAUGAAAAGAUGAGUCCAACAAUUGGAAAACAGCUUCUAAAGGGAUCUGCUGACCCUUUAAACAGUGCUUUCCAUUUGACCUACAACAUGGUACUAAAUUUGCUGCGUGUAGAAGAAAUUAAUCCAGAAUACAUGUUAGAAAAAUCUUUUUAUCAGUUCCAGCAUUAUAGAGCUAUUCCAGGAGUAGUUGAAAAAAUUAAUAAUUUGGAACAGCAGUAUAAUGAGAUUGAAAUUCCAAAUGAAGAAAAUGUGAUCAUCUAUUAUAAAAUUAGACAGCAACUUGCUAAACUGGGUAAAGAAAUAGAGGAAUAUAUUCAUAAGCCAAAAUACUGCUUGCCAUUUUUACAACCUGGAAGAUUGGUAAAAGUGAAAAAUGAAGAUGAUGAUUUUGGUUGGGGAGUGGUGGUUAAUUUUUCCAAGAAAUCCAAUGUGAAGCCUAAUUCUGGUGAACUGGAUCCACUCUAUAUUGCUGAAGUCCUCCUAUACUGUAGUAAAGAGAGCCUGAAAAAUUCUGCAACUGAAGCCGCAAAGCCUGCAAAGCCUGAUGAAAAAGGGGAGAUGCAGGUUGUUCCUGUCCUUGUUCAUCUUCUGUCAUCCAUCAGCAGUGUUCGACUCUAUAUACCCAAAGACUUAAGGCCUCUUGAUAACAGACAGAGUGUAUUGAAAUCAAUACAGGAAGUGCAGAGACGGUUUCCUGAUGGAGUUCCUUUGCUGGAUCCUAUCGAUGACAUGGGCAUUAAAGAUCCAGGACUGAAAAAAGUAAUCCAAAAAAUAGAAGCAUUUGAACAUAGGAUGUAUUCCCAUCCACUUCACAAUGAUUCUAAUUUGGAAACUAUAUACAAACUUUGUGAAAGAAAAACACAGAUUGCCGUAGACAUAAAAGCAGCUAAACGGGAAUUGAAAAAAGCAAGGACUGUUUUACAAAUGGACGAGCUCAAGUGUCGUAAACGUGUUCUCAGAAGAUUGGGUUUUGCAACCUCUUCAGAUGUCAUAGAGAUGAAAGGACGAGUUGCUUGUGAAAUCAGCAGUGCAGAUGAGCUUUUGCUGACAGAAAUGAUGUUCAAUGGGCUUUUCAACGAUUUAUCUGCAGAACAAGCAACUGCUUUAUUAAGCUGCUUUGUAUUUCAAGAAAAUUCAAGUGAAAUGCCCAAACUAACUGAACAAUUAGCAGGCCCUCUUCGUCAAAUGCAGGAAUGUGCAAAAAGAAUUGCCAAAGUUUCAGCAGAAGCUAAAUUGGAAGUUGAUGAGGAAAACUAUCUCAGUUUGUUCAGACCAAACCUGAUGGAUGUGGUAUACACAUGGACCAAUGGUGCGACAUUUGCUCAUAUAUGUAAAAUGACAGAUGUCUUCGAAGGUAGCAUAAUUCGAUGUAUGAGGAGGCUAGAAGAAUUGCUUAGACAGAUGUGCCAAGCAGCAAAGGCCAUUGGAAAUACAGAACUGGAAAACAAAUUUGCAGAAGGAAUUACAAAAAUCAAGAGAGACAUAGUGUUUGCUGCAAGUCUUUAUCUAUAAGAAGAAUGUGUGGUGUCUGAACAGCCUUCAUUCUGCAGCAGUUACUCCAAAAAAGAGCUACUAAAAUUACCAGUGCUUCCUCUUCCCAAGCAAGACAGAUUCUUAUUUUGAAUGUAUUCCACUGCUGUUUGUAAUAAGUAUUACAUAUUAUUUUAAUUAAAAAAUAGUCAGGAUACUGUGUUAAAAAGCAUAAGCUUGAACCAAUAGAAAUUUGAGGUUUUUAAAUACAUUGUUGUUAACUAUAUACAUGUAAAGUGAGUACUUAAGAGGUAUAGCAGCAGCAAUCCCUUCAAAAGGCAUUUAUUUCUUUUUUACAUAGACCAGAAAUUUUGUGAAAUUUUCCUGUUAAAUAGGAGGAGAUUCCACAGGAUAAUAGCUUUUGAACAUAUCAUGGCUGGUGAUUACUGCCAUAGUGAUUUCCGUUGGUAGGUGUCUCAUGUAGAGUUGUAUGUGAAUCUUCCUCCUCCUUCUGUUUAAAUGUACGGCCUCUCUCUUUGAAGAAAUCUGAGACAUAUACAACCUGUAGGUACACAAUAAUUGUGUCAGCAGAUAGAACAUUACUUACAUUAUUGUUAACCGUCCUUCUGUACACAUCAGCCACUGGGUAUAUUUGAACUAGAAGUCUUUCUCUAGAAGUGAUGGCUGACACCCAACAAUUGAUUUACAGAGCAGGUAGGGAGGAAAAAACCGAUGUGGGAUAGUGAAAUCUGGUAAAAGGCUGCUUUGUUCUCCAGUAUUGGCAAAUGGAAAUGCAAAACUUCAUGUCAUCUUUUUCCCAUUGCAGUGAACCUAUUACACAUGAAACUGGCAGUUUAAAUAUAUGAAAGCCCCUUUGCGAUUUAUUUCAGUUGAAAAAAAAAAA
This is a messenger RNA of Crotalus tigris (Tiger rattlesnake), 4057 nucleotides long. It is a transcript of the gene MTREX, whose product is annotated as Mtr4 exosome RNA helicase. Gene Ontology annotation, molecular function: RNA helicase activity; RNA binding; ATP binding. The record is from RefSeq and is a predicted model, not a curated record. Bases 85 to 3195 code for a protein of 1036 amino acids. Gene Ontology annotation, cellular component: nucleus. The transcript is spliced from 27 exons. Lineage: Eukaryota; Metazoa; Chordata; Lepidosauria; Squamata; Viperidae. Gene Ontology annotation, biological process: maturation of 5.8S rRNA; RNA catabolic process.